AUGUACAGCGAUGCGAUCAUGAUUAUUGUCAUCGCCAUUUGUACGGCACUUCUUGGGGAAGGUCUGACGUAUGUAUUGGUUUACAGGUCAGAAGAGUACAAGAAAUUGCAGGUAAGAUAAUCAGCUUUUGGAACUUUUGAAAGGUAUUACGAUCAAAUCAUUUUCUAUUGAAAUUAUCCUUCUUUAGACAUUGAUGGAACGAAAAACCAAACGAUUGGAGAAGAAAAAGGAAACAACGGAGUCAGCGGCCAGCCGAACGGCCAAGAAGAAGAUCGAGAGAGAAGAAGAACGCCUGAAGACCACCAACAGAGACUUGUCCAUGUUCAGGAUGAAGUCAAUGAUGGCCAUUGGCUUCGUGUUCACGGCUUUGUUGUCCACCUUCUCCUCCAUCUUCGAAGGCCGCGUUGUGGCCAAGCUGCCUUUCGAACCGAUCUCCUGGGUCCAAGGUCUUUCGCACAGAAAUCUGGUCGGAGACGACUACACUGACUGUUCCUUCAUCUUCUUGUACAUUCUGUGCACCAUGAGCAUCCGUCAGAAUCUGCAGAAGCUUCUGGGAUUCGCUCCAUCUCGUGCUGUCUCUCGGCAAGUUCAAGGCCAAGGGUUCUUUGCCCAAACCCCAGCUCAAAACCAAUUCUCAUAUUUGCGUUAGUAACUUAACUCUUACUUUAAACAACUAUUUAUGUUUCUUUUUGUAAUGAAAACGUGUUUUUGUGAGCCUAUGUUGUCAGUUUUUGUAAUAAAAGUUUUUUCAAAGCAACUUUGAAUUAAAAAUCUAUGAUAACAUAAAGGUAUUGCACGCAUGUUUUAAACAAAAAAUGACAUACGAAGAAAUAUCAAAUCUGGAUAGAUAAGUGAUACGCAGAACGUUCGGGAUAGCUCUGUUACCUUCUUUUGGAGAUGAAGGCGGAGUAAUUCCAGCGAUCGGUCGCGGACUGACUGAAGUUAGCUGACGUGUCAAGCAGUGCGCGGAAGAGUGGAGUUCCCUCUUAACUAAUAAUACCUGGACAAUUAAGGAAUAGUCGUAUUUCAGAGAAUUUGUGUGAUUCCAAAAGUUAAAACUUGUUUUACACGGUUUCUCGAGAAUCUACCUCGAGGUCAAGGACAAAGCCUUCGCCUCGUCACCCCUUACCCACUGAAAUCCAAAUAUAACAGUUUUUUAAAUUUUUUUCGCUUUCGUGAGUUUGGUUUUGCUUUAUCAUCGUUUAAAUUACUAUCGUUUGUUAUUUUAAUCAUGGUUUAGUUGUAUAAUAAUUGAUAAUUGUUGUAAUUUAAGGAUGAAACUGUUUGUCCUCGCCUGUUUGGCGGUCUUGGCUGUUAAUGCUGAAAAAGAUCCUCUGAAGAAGUUCACUGAUGCCAUCGAGAAUCCUUUGGCCAACGGCUUCGGAGACGACAUCGAAUGGGUAAAGUGGGAAGAUGCCAUUGAGAAGGCUUUGGAAGUUAACAAACCCGUCUUCUUGUUGGUUCACAAAACUUGGUGCCAUGCUUGCAAAUGUAAGUUCUAUUUAAAAAUAAUGUUUUUAAAACUUGUUAAUUGUCUACAUUAGUCAGCUUUUUCAUAUUCUUAUUGAGGAAUACGAUUAAGCAUUGAAUUAAUUUUUGAAAUAGAAAUUUUUUCAAAAUUUUCCAUAAAUUGAGUCAUUUUUAGCGUUGAAGAAGACGAUGCAACAAUCAAACGCCCGCAAGGCCUUCAAACGCCUGUCAGAAUACUUUGUCAUGGUCAACACUGCUGACGAUGAAGAGCCAUACGAAGAGGAAUACCGUCCCGAUGGAAAGUACAUUCCUCGUCUGAUGUUCUUGGACAAGAACGGUGACCUUCUUGAACAAUUCAAGAACAAGAAAGCCGAGUACAAGAACUACUCUUACUACUACUCGUCUCCAGCCGAUAUCAUCAACACCAUGAAGGAUGUGUUGCGCCACUUUGAAAUCGACGUUCCUGAUCUCAAGAAGGCCGACGGAUUGAAGCCAAAGAAGCCGGCCAAGAAGUCUGACGGUCCAGAACCUCCAAAGAAGCAGAAGAAGGAGGAGAAGAAGGAGAACAAAAAGAGCGAGCUGUAA
Bursaphelenchus okinawaensis is the source of this 2055-nucleotide messenger RNA. The record is from the annotation of a GenBank genome assembly. Lineage: Eukaryota; Metazoa; Nematoda; Chromadorea; Rhabditida; Aphelenchoididae.